Molecule: messenger RNA, 969 nt
Organism: Clonostachys rhizophaga
Lineage: Eukaryota; Fungi; Ascomycota; Sordariomycetes; Hypocreales; Bionectriaceae
Source: the annotation of a GenBank genome assembly
AUGCCUCCCAGAAUCCUCCCUUCCGCCCCCUCAAGACGGGUAGUCUUCCUCUGCCGCCGCGCAUACUCAGCCGAGGCAGCGCCCCUCAUCCACGUCACAAACCUGCCUGCCCCCAACAGCGGCCACAUCCGCAUCCUCGAGCUCAACCGCCCCUCCGCCCGGAACGCAAUCUCCAAAGGUCUUCUGGCUCGCCUCGGCGCCGAGGUUGAGAGCAUCCGCAGCCAGUACGGACCCAAUGGCGAGGAGAACCCCCCCGUGAAGCGCUUCGGCGGCGCGGCCGGCGUCGACGAGAAGGGUCCUACCCGCGCCCUCGUCAUCGCCAGCGCGGUCGACACAUGCUUCUGCGCCGGCGCUGAUCUGAAAGAGCGCCGGAACUUUACACAAGAAGAAACGGCCGAGUUCCUCGCCAACCUGCGAGGCACCUUCUCCGCCCUCUCCGCCCUCCCCAUCCCGACCAUCAGCGCCAUAUCCUCCCUCGCCCUCGGCGGCGGCCUCGAGCUCGCCCUCUCCACCCACUUCCGCGUCCUCACCUCCAACGCCACCGUCGGCCUGCCCGAGACCCGCCUGGGCAUCCUCCCGGGAGCUGGAGGCACCUUCCGCCUGCCCGCCCUGAUCGGCCUCCCCCGCGCCCGCGACCUGAUCCUCACCGGCCGACGCGUCGCCGCCCCGGAGGCCUACUUCCUCGGAAUCGCAGACCGUCUCGUCGAGAUCGUGCCCGAGGAGGGCGAGAGCGACGGGUCCAAGAUCCUCGAGCUGGCGCGCAGGUCCGCGCUGAGCGAGGCUGUCCGGCUGGCCCAGGAAAUCUGCGAGGGAGGUCCCGUGGCCGUGAGGGCUGCCCUGGAGGCUGUGAGCUGGGCUCGGGAGGACAAGGAGAACGAAAUGUACCAGAGAGUUGUCAAGACGGAAGAUAGAGACGAGGCUUUGAAGGCUUUUCAGGAGAAGAGAAAGCCCGUGUUUAAGGGGAGGUGA